AUGCCUGUUGAAGCAUUGACGAUUUUCCGAAAGCAGAUCGCGAGCUCUAAUCUGAGUUUGGAUCAAUCAUGCAUUUUCAUAUCAGAAGAAACAGCCCCAUGCUCUGUAUCUGGGAAAUUCAAUCUCUCCCUCGCCCAUGAGGCCUCCUUCAAGAGCAUCAAGGUGAGGCUACGGGGCACUAUGGCUAUUGCCAUUGAGGGGAUUUUGGGCACAGAUUAUCGAGAGCAAGUGACCUUUGAUCAUAACCAAGCACUAGCUUCCUCCAAAACCAACUUUCGAAUGCCGCCGGGAGAUCAUGCAUUCCUGUUCGACAUCCCACUUCCAUGUAAACUACUGGAAACAGUCACUGGCCCAAAACAUCAAUAUCACACAUACCGUGUAGAUGUUGUUAUUGAGCGACGUCUCAAAAGCGAUUUGGUAAUAUCGCACCCGGUCAGGAUUUAUCAGAUCUCAGACUUUAACACGAGCUAUAUGAGGCCCUCAAGCCCGCUGACACUUGAAGGGCAUACGGACAAUGGUGUUCAGUAUUGCGUUUCGAUCACCGAUCGAAAUGUGCCUUUCGGUUGUACCUUUCCUGUGGAAUGCUGGUUCGCGCCGUUGUCGAAGGACAUCAAACUCAAUGCUGUGACUAUCAAAGUGAUUGAGAAACAGACUGUCCGACUGGAAGCUACGGCCUCAGAAUCAGUGCGACACAACAUACACUUUAUCACCGAGGCGCACAGUCAAACUGUGUUUUCAGAAAGUCUCGAUUUUGCCCAAGGGGGUGAUCAGAACCCGGAUAAUGACUCUGAUAUUGAGUGGCGCUUUAUGCAGCCUGUCUGCCUCCCAAAACGCUUGGAUUCCUGCUCACAGAGUAUCUCAAACAAGCAUAUCAAGAUAAGCCAUGACUUAGUUGUCACAGCGCAGUUUGGGAAUGGAACUGAGCAGAAAGCAACUCAGAUCAAGUCAGUGUUGCCUUUCAAGAUUUACAUGACUCCUAAUGUAACCAAUGACGGUGCAUCCGCCCACGGGCAAGACAUUCAACAGAUGCAGAGCAAUCGAACUCCACCCCCGGCCUACAUCGAUCACUUCUCAGACCUUGUUGUCCCGGAUGCCACGGACGUGGAUAUUUUCGACCACCCAAUGCUCACGGAGAUAUCUUCUCCACGAUCAUCGAGUGAACAAAGCACACCUGUUCUAGCUGUGCCGCCCGCGCCACUGUACGAACAGGCUGUUUAA
This is a messenger RNA of Penicillium brevicompactum, 1218 nucleotides long. RefSeq lists its product as uncharacterized. Gene Ontology annotation, molecular function: ubiquitin protein ligase binding; protein-macromolecule adaptor activity. NCBI's taxonomy places the organism in Eukaryota, Fungi, Ascomycota, Eurotiomycetes, Eurotiales, Aspergillaceae. The record is from RefSeq and is a predicted model, not a curated record. The coding region runs from base 1 to 1218 and encodes 405 amino acids. Gene Ontology annotation, biological process: ubiquitin-dependent endocytosis. The transcript is spliced from 5 exons. Gene Ontology annotation, cellular component: cytoplasm; plasma membrane; cytosol.